Messenger RNA from Dreissena polymorpha, 1366 nucleotides. Its product is annotated as F-box only protein 15-like. The coding region runs from base 203 to 1231 and encodes 342 amino acids. Gene Ontology annotation, molecular function: protein binding. The transcript has 12 exons. The record is from RefSeq and is a predicted model, not a curated record. NCBI's taxonomy places the organism in Eukaryota, Metazoa, Mollusca, Bivalvia, Myida, Dreissenidae.
AGACGCCUUGACUGACGAACAUCUUUACUCACGAUUAAUAUCCUUUAUUACGGGCACUUGACAGUAGACAGUCGGAACUCCUCGAUUUAAUUACCAUCUGUGUUUCAAACCGGCCAGGUCAGAACGUGUCCCGUUUGAGGCUCGAACCUUCGACAUUCUGCUCCACGCCAAUAGAUUGCCAAAGUAAAUCUUCAUUAAAAGCAUGAGCAGCCAUCAUCGUAAGCACUUGGCCAACUACCUGGCUUCCAAGAAAUCUGGCCAGCAAUCUAGCAAGAGUGCAUCUAGCAGCAAUGGCAGAAGUCCUGGGAAGUACAGUGUUCUGCCAGAUAUAUCAACUUUGAGUGUCAAGGCCAAGAAGUUCUCAGCUAUGAACACCAGAUCUGCACACUCCCAGACCCAGCCUAGGGUACUAACAAGAAAAUCUGGAAAAGAUGGCAUUCUUGACCUGCCAGAUGAGUUGGUGCUGACGAUAUUCAGUUAUCUCAGUGCUAUGGACCUGAUCUCAGCCUCGCAGGUCUGUUCUCGCUGGAACCCUGUUGCUAAUGACAAUGUCCUGUGGGCCUCAGUCUAUGAGACAUAUGGUGACAAAGGAGAAGCAAAGAAGGGAAAAGAUGACACCACAAACUACAAGAGGCAAUGUCUUAAAAGCUGUGUUCAGAUGAGGAAUCGCCAGUGUCAGCGACUUAUAAAGAAGAUUAACCCCUUCACUGGGUUGCCAAGAGAUACGGAGAAAGCUCUCAGGGCUGCAGGCGUGACUUUCCAGCUAUCUUUGGUGGAUAGAUCUGACAAGGAACGAGUCCUGGAGAGCAGAGAUAUGUUCGUCCAUCAGAUGUCGUUCACUGUUCGCUGGUAUGACCUUAAAAUGCCAGCACUGACCUCGCUUAAGUUGCUAAACUUCUACUCCGUGAAUCCUCUGUUCUUCACUGCUGAAGGGAAAGUGGUUUCAAAUGGACCCACCUCGAAGUCACUAUUAGUGCAUGUUGACCUCGCGUGGACCAAGUGGCUACAAUCCAACAAACCUGCUGGCUCAGAUGGCAUGGUCAACAUAUACAACCUACCAGAAGGCUUGGCUAUUGCCACAUGGAAGGAAGAUGGUGGUCUAGCGUUUGUCUGCCUUGGCCUGCACUUUAAUCUGCUGCUACAACGAUGUCUUCAGGGGUCCUCAGUCAGUCCAUUUGAUGUCAACAGACAUACUUUGAUUACGGAUGAUAUAGACUCUGCCUAUGGUUAACAUGAUUACCAGUGUACGGUGGACAUCAGGACAGCUAGGCAGUCAAUAUGGAGUCAACAGUUCUCGAAUCUGUCAUGUAAAAAAGAGUCCAUAGGGGGUUCCCAGUUUGCUGUAUUUCCACUGAUCAGAAAGGAC